AUGCCCGUCUGGCCACCCAACUCCACUUGGUACGAUGAUGAGGCUCUCGUCGAGUACUACACCACGCAUGCGGUGCCCAUCCACCUGCAGCCUGGUGUGCUUGUCGCCUCCAUUCUCGUGUCCGUCCUAGGCUCUUACGCCACCCUGCUGGUCCUGGGUCGUCGUACAUCGGCGCGCGGAUUCCGCAACCUGUCACUCCUUUUGCUUGCUGCCGUGUGUUUCGCGGCCGUCGCCGUGUGGGGUAUGCAUUUCGUCUCGAUGAUUUCAAUUCGUCUUCGCCCAACACCCGACUACACCAACAAGACAUGGUAUCUUAUUUUCUCCCCCGGCAUGACUGCCCUCUCUCUUUUCGUUCCCCUCAUUGCCACGAGCUUUGCAUUCUGGUUUAUGGGAUCCGAGGCCGAAUUCGUUUGGUGGCGUGGUCUCGUCUCGGGUGUCAUGGUCGGUCUCACCAUCGGUCUCAUGCACUACUCGGCUGCGUUCAAGCUUCAGGAUCUCGACGUUGGCUACUCGGCCGUCACGGUCGUGUUUGCGCUCAUCCUUGCGUGUGUCGCUGCCACCGUCGCCCUGUCGCUCUUCUUCCGUCUUCGCGAGCAGUGGCAGGACUCGUUCUGGAAGCGCUGCGUCUGUGCCGUAUUCCUUGCUGCCGCCGUGUGCGGUAUGCACUACCUCGGUCUCGGCGGUGCUUCGUACCGUGCCAAGAAGAACGUCGACCCCACGCUCCUCGCCCACCGUCUGUCCAACGGUCAGAAGCAGUCCAACACCCUCACCAUUGCCAUUUCAGUCAUGUGUGGCUGUAUCAUUCUUCUUUCGAUCGCCCUUGCCGCGCUCGACUACCUCAUCCGUCGUGACAUUCGUGACAAGGCCCGUCACAUUGUCGUCGCGUCGGCUGCGUUUGACCAGACUGGCAAGCUCCUUGUGCGCCACGACGGUACCAUCCCCAUGCAGAUUAUCCAGACGGACGCCGACCUGUCGCGCGUCCUGGGUGAGCUCGACCCCCGUCGCCCCACCUUCCAGUGGCUCUACCAGCUCUCGUUCAACUGGAACAUCAUUACCCCCUUUGUCCCCCGCAUUCUCCGCGAAAUUGCCACUCGCACCAAGAAAUCGGACCAGUCGGCUCCUCCCACUUCGGACCGCUCGAUGAACCGUACCGCCUGGGAGCAGCUUCUCUUCCGUUCGCGUUUCGUCGAGGCAUGUGUGCUGCUCGCCCACCAGCUCGACCUUUCCGUCGAGUCGCUCGGCGUCAUGUUUGACCGUGUGCUUACUACCGGUACGCGUAACCCCAACGCUCCCGAGGUUGCCGACGAGAAGAACCCCAAGGGUGACGACGAGUCGUCCAUCCACGGUAUCACGCUCCGCCUCCACUCGUCCGAGGGUGUCAUGCUCUUCAUUGUCCGUACCAUUGGCGCCGGUGCCCCGGCCGCACACGACGUGCCCGGUGCAGACAAGCAGAUUGGCGUGUCGACCGACAACAUUGACUCGUACCUUUCGCGCGGCUACCGUCUCACCGAGACGCGUUUCUUCUCAAAGACCCUCGCCGACAACAUGGGUGUCUCCAAGUCGGAGAUGGACGUCUUCCUUUCCGCGUGCAAGACGUACGCCAAGCGUGGUACCCGCCCCGUCGUCCAGGCCGGUGGUGCGUACCUUGGUCUCUUUGGUGUGCGCCCCGCCGCGGACAACGGUCUCGACGUCCUUGUCUACAACUUUGCCCGUCACCAGAUCCCUGCCUACCGUCUCCCCGAUGUCGGCUACCCUCUCACCCCUGCAAUGCGUAAUUUCGUGCGCGACUGUGCCAACUUGAGCAUGGGCGAAGUGCUGCAAAAGUGCAACGACGCCGUCCAAGAGGCCGAGGCGUCGGACAAUGAGUCGACCAUGUCGCUUGACGAGACUCUGUACGAGUUCCAGGCGGCUAUUGCCGUGGCAGUCGAGGCGCUCACUACGGCCCUCCGUUGCUGGCCCGACCUGCAGUUGACCGCGCGCCUGUCGCCCGAGAUCCUCGACCUCCCCACGUCCGAGGCCGACGACAAGGUUCCCGCCCAGAUGAUCAUGCUCGAGGUCGUUCUCGGUGCGCCCGAGGCCCGUAUCACCCCUGUCCAGUCGCGUGCGUCCGGUGUCCAGGCUCCCGGUGUCCGCUCUGGCCGCCACGACUCGGACAAGCCGCCUCCCCCCUUCGUCUACACGCCUUACAACCUGUUCACCAAGUCGCAGGGCAUGCUCCUCCGUUCGCGUGCGUGCAACGACUAUUGCCGCGGCACGCAGGCGGACCUCGCCCGCCUGUACCCCUUCGUUGCCAGCGACGUCGCCACCGAGAUUGAGGAGUCGGACGUCAAGCGGCCCAUGGUCCCCAACCCCUUCGAUUCGAUCACCUCGGCAAGCACCAGCAAGUGGAACGCGCGUGUGGGCAAGCUCGGCAAGGGUCUCGCAGUGGACACCAAGGGCACCGCCGAGGCGGCCUUUGCGUCUCCCGACACUGCCGAGCACCCCCCCAUCUCCCCAGGGAGUGACAUGGAUGGCGAGUCUUAUGGCGGUGGCGGCGUUGCAUCCAGUAUCACGACGCUUAUGGGUGCUGCAGCUUCUCCAGCCGGAGCGGGACCACGAACGAACAACAGCCACCUCGGGCACGGCAAGCCGCUGUCCUUCCACCGCACCGAGGCGAGCGAGGACGGCUUCGACAUUCGCAGCGAAGGCGGCACCGCCGACAUGCCCGGCCCGCCCGUCUACCAGAACAUUCGCUCAAAGACCGAGGGCUGGUUCACGCGCUCCAUGCGCACCAUGGAGCGCAACGACCGCGGCGGCCUGCUCCAGGGCGUCGACCUGAGCGACUGA
Apiotrichum porosum is the source of this 2826-nucleotide messenger RNA. RefSeq lists its product as uncharacterized. Lineage: Eukaryota; Fungi; Basidiomycota; Tremellomycetes; Trichosporonales; Trichosporonaceae. Bases 1 to 2826 code for a protein of 941 amino acids. The record is from RefSeq and is a predicted model, not a curated record. The transcript is spliced from 4 exons.